AUGGGUGGCUCCUUGUCCCGUCUAUGGUCUCUGUUCUGGUCGAAGAAGGAGAUUCGCAUCUUGAUUCUGGGACUCGAUAAUGCUGGAAAAACCACGCUGUUGUAUAGAUUGAAGAUUGGCGAAGUCGUCACUACGAUACCAACCAUCGGGUUCAAUGUCGAAUCCGUGACCUACAGAAACUUGAAUUUUAAUGUUUGGGAUCUUGGAGGUCAAACAUCGAUUCGGCCUUAUUGGCGCUGCUACUAUGCCAACACCGCCGCCGUCAUCUUCGUCAUUGACUCGACGGAUAUCGAGCGAUUGGGCACGGCUGCGGAUGAGCUUGCCGCCAUGCUGAACGAGGAAGAGCUUCGCGACGCGGCCCUUCUGGUCUUCGCCAAUAAACAGGAUCAGCCCGGCGCCAAGGGUGCGGGGGAGAUAUCAGAGGCCCUGAAGUUGGGUGAACUCCGCGACAGAAAUUGGAGUAUCGUGGCGUGCUCUGCUAUUGAUGGAAAGGGUCUGAAUGAAGGCAUGGAUUGGUUGGUGGUGAGUAUCUCUGUCCCUGUUGGUUGA
Messenger RNA from Aspergillus terreus NIH2624, 549 nucleotides. RefSeq names its product ADP-ribosylation factor family protein. The coding region runs from base 1 to 549 and encodes 182 amino acids. Gene Ontology annotation, cellular component: cytoplasm; Golgi apparatus. The transcript has 4 exons. Lineage: Eukaryota; Fungi; Ascomycota; Eurotiomycetes; Eurotiales; Aspergillaceae. Gene Ontology annotation, biological process: vesicle-mediated transport; intracellular protein transport. Gene Ontology annotation, molecular function: GTPase activity; GTP binding. The record is from RefSeq and is a predicted model, not a curated record.